AUGCGUGAGGAGAUUGUUAACGCAUUUCAGGAGUACUUCAUUCAGCUGAAAUUGGAACUAGAUGUUGGCUGGUUCACCAUGGACAAUGCAUCCAACAACGUGACUGCUAUGCAAGAGCUUCAGUCUCUGCUCCAGGCUCGCGAGAUUGAGUUUGAUGCCAACCAGCAUCGCAUCAUGUGCUUUCCACAUAUCGUCAACAUCUGUGUUAACCAUAUUGUCAAGAGUUUUUCAGAUCUCCGCAUGGUUGAUGCUCACGCAUGGGACCAAGCAAUCCCAGACGAGGGCACGCGCACUGCCUUCGUAGGUGCUGUGCUUAGUGACCCAAUCGCGGAGGCCCGUGGCAUUGUCCGGGAUUGGGAGGUUCUAGGUGUGUUUGAGCACGUCUUACAGAUUCCUCACGUUGCUCAGCAACGCAUGUCUUCGGAAUCACUUCCUCGCCUAGGCCGAGCAGCGGCAUAUCUCGAGCUUCUCAUUUAUGGAUGGGACCACGUUGGACAGGUGGACCCGCGCGCGAAACCAUUUGCCGACCUUGGCAGCAAUAAAGCCUAUGAAUACUAUCGGCGCACUGACAACUCUGAUGCUUAUGUCAUCUCCAUGUUCCUUGAUCCGGCUUUCAAGCUGGACUGGAUGGAGGAGUGCUGGUCAAGUGAAGCCCAGGAGAGCGCAGAGGAGUUGAUCAAGAAAACUAUUUGCCAGUACCGUGAGUGCAUGCCGGCACCUGUCCGGGACUCGCGCCACGGGGCUGUGAGGUCAACUCUAGCCAGCUCCUUUGGCAUUAAGGACAAGACACGCCGUCGGCGUCCCCAGCACCGCGAGAAACAUCUAGAUGAGGAGUACCAGGCCUACACAAGCGAGCCUCUGGCUCAUGAGGGUUUAGACCCUCUGAAGUACUGGGAGGGCAAGAGGGAUACAUUCCCAACCCUCUUUGCUAUGGCUAUGGACUUUAUGCCUAUUCAGGCAUCCUCCGUGCCCAGCGAAAGGGUCUUCUCUUCAGCCGCAGAGACCAACACCAAGAAGCGAAACCGUCUGAGCUCAACCAUGCUUGAGAUCACCCAGAUUCUCAAAUUCGGUCUGAAGAAGGAGCGACUCAGCUUUGUCGAGGGUUGG
Molecule: messenger RNA, 1107 nt
Organism: Coniophora puteana RWD-64-598 SS2
Lineage: Eukaryota; Fungi; Basidiomycota; Agaricomycetes; Boletales; Coniophoraceae
Exons: 7
Molecular function (GO): protein dimerization activity
Source: RefSeq, a predicted model, not a curated record